AUGAUUGAAAAAAAAUUAUGUGGUUAUAGAUUAAAGAUCCAGAAAAAUUUGAAAGAGGUGUUAGCAAAAUAUGAAAUUGAAGUAAUAUUUCACAAAACUGAAUUAGGAUUUGCUGGAAAAAUGUAUGAACCUUUCUCUGAUUUUCAGUCAAAUUUUUUGCAGAAUAUUAGAUUGAAUAACAGAUAUACCAUAGUUUAUACUAAGUAA
This is a messenger RNA of Funneliformis mosseae, 207 nucleotides long. The record is from the annotation of a GenBank genome assembly. NCBI's taxonomy places the organism in Eukaryota, Fungi, Glomeromycota, Glomeromycetes, Glomerales, Glomeraceae.